AGCACAUGCAUUACUAUGCAAUUACAAAGUCUAGAGGUGAGAGAAAGUCAGAGAGAGAAACUUCGUAGAGAUAAGAUGGGAUGCACUUCACUGCUUAGAAGCCCCAAGAAAGAAGAACAAGAAGUACCCGAUGCCAAUUCUAACCAAGCUUACACCUAUGAAGGGUUCAGUAUUUUGGACGAACUCGAAGGGGUCUUGAACACCAAGGAAGAGCAAAACUUUCCACAACAAAACUCUUCAAGUGGUGGUGAACUUCAUUGGGAUUUCAUGGAAUGGGAGGAGUUUCAACCCCCCAAUGUUGGAGAGGAAGGAGAAGAUGAAAAUGAAGGGAAAGAGCAUACAAGAAAGAACACAAGGAGCAAAUGCCUCUUUGAGGAGGAGCAAGCGAUUAUAAGGAGAGAAAGCAAUAACAACAUUGUUGGGUUUUGGGAAGUGGAUGAUGAGAAGAUGGUGGCUUUGAAUUUGAACUUGAACUAUCAAGAGGUUUUGGAUGCAUGGUCUGACCGAGGCUCUCUAUGGGCUGAUGAUUGUUCUCUUUCAUUCCCCACCAAUAAUGCCUACUAUAUGGGAGAAGUGCCAGUGUUGGAAGAAGAGAGAGCAAGGAGGGAAGCAAGUGUUCUUAGGUACAAAGAGAAGCGCCAGAACAGGUUGUUCUCAAAGAAGAUAAGAUACCAAGUUCGGAAAUUAAACGCUGAUAAAAGACCAAGAAUCAAGGUCACUCUUUUUUUUAAAAAAAAUUCCUGUUUCUUUUCGUGCCAUUGGGUAUGGUCAUUUUGUUUUGUAAUGAAAUCAGCUUUUUCCGAUAUUUUUGUUUGUAGGGUCGCUUUGUGAAGAGACACUGAAGUUGCUCGAGAAAGAUCCCAAAACCCAAAAAAAAAUAUCUCCCUAAAAAAUCUAAGACCAUUCCCUGUACAUUUAUUUUUAAUUAAUUUCAACUCAAAAACAUUCUUGUAUUUAUCCAUUCAAAUUAUCCUUCACGUCCUAUAGAAUUGAAAAGGAAAAACACAAAAUAUCUCUGUUCCAAAUUUCAGGAUAAAAUUCAUUCCAUUUUUCAAUUUUUUUUUUUUUGUAUUUUACGUGUCUUGAACUUUCUUAUUAGGUCCACAGUUGUUAUAUUAUUAACUUCUGGUUUUAAUUA
This is a messenger RNA of Glycine soja, 1138 nucleotides long. RefSeq names its product protein CHLOROPLAST IMPORT APPARATUS 2-like. The transcript is spliced from 2 exons. Gene Ontology annotation, biological process: regulation of DNA-templated transcription. Lineage: Eukaryota; Viridiplantae; Streptophyta; Magnoliopsida; Fabales; Fabaceae. Gene Ontology annotation, molecular function: protein binding. Gene Ontology annotation, cellular component: nucleus. Bases 16 to 831 code for a protein of 271 amino acids. The record is from RefSeq and is a predicted model, not a curated record.